This is a messenger RNA of Patiria miniata (bat star), 3752 nucleotides long. RefSeq names its product molybdenum cofactor sulfurase-like. The record is from RefSeq and is a predicted model, not a curated record. Gene Ontology annotation, molecular function: pyridoxal phosphate binding; molybdenum ion binding; molybdenum cofactor sulfurtransferase activity. Lineage: Eukaryota; Metazoa; Echinodermata; Asteroidea; Valvatida; Asterinidae. Gene Ontology annotation, biological process: Mo-molybdopterin cofactor biosynthetic process.
AUUUCUGUACACAAUGAUAUCAUUCAUCGGGGAUCCCGUUCAGACCGGUACCGCGCUAAUGAAAUCCCGUUUUUCAGCAUAAAUUCGAGGGAGCUGAUGGACGUCUCAGCGUAACCUGUAAGCAGACAUUUUGAAGCUGAAGGAAAUCAUGGACGGGUAUAACGGCAACGUCGAAAACAUCAGAACACGAGAAUUUCCUGGACUAUCAGAUGUAACAUACUUGGACCAUGCUGGAGCAACUCUCUAUGCAAGGAGUCAGCUAGCCUCGGUGCAUCAAGAUCUGAUGAGCAAUGUGUAUGGCAACCCCCACAGUCCAUGCGCCAGUAGUCGACUCACGACAGAUACUGUAGAACAAGUCCGUUACAGAAUAUUACAACAUUUCAACACUUCUCCAGAGUUGCACUCAGUCGUCUUCACUGCUGGAUGCACUGCAGCACUUAAACUCCUCGCGGACAAUUUUGACUGGGCAUCCGACAAUCAUAAAGAUGAGCUCAACAAGACAGCCCAGGAGUCAAAGGGCAGCCAAAGUGAAGGAAAUCCUGAACUGCUCAGUUCCGUCUCUCCAAAGGUGUCCCAAAGUACACCCCCAGAAGGCAUUACCCAGAUUUCAGUGCAACAAGACGACUCACGAUCACAGGAUCAAUUGCAACAUGCAUCGCAGCGUAAUCCUUCCCAGCAUGCCAUGCAGAGAUCAGCGGGGCUCUUCUGUUAUCUCCUAGACAAUCACACGUCCGUUGUCGGGAUGCGGGAAAUUGCCAAAGCAAAAGGUGCUGAGGUCCUAUGCGUCACGUACCAAGAUAUCAAAUGCAACACCGACAUUCUGCUGAAACAUCCAGAAAAGGAUUCUAAAGAACGUCACGGUUCAAGCGACCAUCCAAAGAGCAGUUUUCCCAGCAGGGACAAACUCAAGAAUUGUCUGUUUGCGUACCCUGCCCAGUCUAACUUCUCUGGUGCCAAGUAUCCUCUUGAAUGGAUCAGCAAAGUGAAACACGUUUCUAAAUCAAACCCACUAGAGCACUGGGCCGUGGUUCUCGACGCAGCGUCUCUCGUCAGUACCUCGCCUCUAGAUCUGUCAGACUGUCCGGCAGACUUUGUUGCCGUCUCCUUCUACAAGAUCUUUGGGUUUCCGACUGGCCUCGGGGCGCUGAUUGUCAGGAACGACGCUGCGCACUUCCUUCACAAGACCUACUUCGGAGGAGGCACCGUGCAGGCUUAUCUCGCAAGACGUCAGUUUAGUGUUCCCAAAACAAGUCUGUCAGACCAAUUUGAAGAUGGAACGCUACCCUUCUUGGACAUUAUUGCCUUGAAGCAUGGGUUUGAUACACUGGAGACCCUAGCAGGAGGCAUGAAAUGCAUUUCUGACCACACCUUCGCCCUGGCCAAAUACGUGCACCAUGAGAUGUCUUCUUAUCGUCAUGCCAAUGGCCAACCUGUUGCCAAGCUGUAUUGUGAGAAUGACUUUGAGAGUCAGGAGUGCCAAGGACCAAUAGUCAACUUCCUCCUGCUUAGAUCCAGUGGAGUCAUUGGCUAUGCACAGAUUGAAAGGCUAGCAUCAUUACAUGGCAUCCAUCUUCGCACAGGAUGUUUCUGCAACACCGGAGCAUGCCAGCGACACCUUGGCUUAACAGACGAACACAUCCUCAACAACUAUCAGGCAGGGCAUGUGUGCGGUGAUGAGAUGGACGUCAUCCUUGGCCAACCAACCGGCUCAGUUCGCAUCUCCUUCGGCUACAUGUCUACCCUUGACGAUGCCAAUAACUUCCUCAGCUUUGUACGGGAAUGCUUCAUGAAGACAUCCAACCAGUGUGGCACAGCCACAGAAAUGUCAAGUAUCCAGAGUCCCGUUGGGACUAGCUGUGAAGGACCAGAGCGGAAAACAAAUCAAGACGUGGAUUCCGUCCAGGAGGAACCAGCUAACGUCUCUCAGAGUGCUCACUCGGGCCUUGACGAUGCCCAGUCUCUUCGAGAUGAUCAAAAGAAUGACAUCCAGCUGUCUAGUGUCAUUGGUUCCUCCCUCAGUGUACCCAGCACGGUGCUAAAGAAGGUUCCAUUAUCCGGCCGCAAAGUGUUGACUAAUAUCUUCUUGUAUCCCGUGAAAUCAUGCGGGGCAUUUCAGGUGAGUGAAUGGCAGAUAGGUCCCAAAGGAUUGCUGUACGACAGACACUGGAUGGUGGUGAAUGAGAACGGGGUGUGUCUCAGUCAGAAGAGGGAGGAACGACUGUGUCUCGUUAAACCUAUCGUUGAUCUGAAGAACAGGUGUCUUUGGCUACAAUGUCAAGGCCAGUCAACCAUCAGAGUGCCUCUGGAUGUCAGCUCUGAGACGAACCAAGAUCAAACGUCCAAGAAUUAUUGUCAGAGUAAAGUCUGCCUUGACAGAGUGAAGACGUUAGACUGUGGCGAUGGGGUUGCUGAGUGGUUGUCUACUGCAAUCGGAAAGAAAUGCCGUCUCCUCCAACAAAAUCCAGAAUUUGAGCGAAAUUGUAAACUUGUCAAAGGUGAAACUGCGACAGGUGUCAAAAGUGGAAGUCACCAGAGUCUUUCCCUGGUCAACGAAUCCCCGUUCACUCUGCUGAGCAGGCCCAGUGCCCAGGCACUACUCAAAGCCAUCAAGGAACGGCAUCAUCAUCCCAACCAGCCAAUGAGAAACACUCCUCAGAGCAGCGGUGACCUGUCAGAACCAAUCACUACUCAGUAUCCGCUGAUCGGACAGAAAGGGGAGGGGUCUGAUGUGCAGAUGGAGGAGCUGAUUGGUCGAUUCCGUGGCAACCUGGUGAUUGAUGGGUGGGAAGCCUUUGAAGAGGACGAGUGGAAGAAGAUACGCAUCGGCAAUCAUGUGUUUCCAGUUGCUGGAGUCUGCAUUCGGUGCCAGAUGGUGUGCGUUGACCAGAACACGGCCAACAGAAGCAAAGAACCCUUGCUGACACUCUCCAUGUUCAGAGGAAAGAAGGUUCCUUUUGGCAUCCACCUGCUACGAGACGAGGCAUCUUCCGAUGGCACAACUCUCAGAGUAGGAGACAACCUGUCUGUGCUCCAACAGUAAAACAACUCCAUCAUUCAGACCGUAUACAUGAGUUUGGAGUUCUCAUGGUGAGUUCAAGUACAGUGGAAGCACUGUGACAUUUAUACCUGAAACCCCUACCCCCUUUUCAGACUUGUCGAACCGCAGCAAAAUGUCAAACAAAAUUAGUGGAUCCCAGCAGAAUUUUUGUCAAACGCAAUAUGACAGGGGUACGGAAACAGACAAGUUAAGGGACACAUAACCAUACAUGGGUGGAAGGAAAAACACAGAAGGGAUAGAAGGCAUUCUUAGAAGACAAAGGGAGCAAAAAUCGGGCAAAAAAAUGAUUAAAGCAACUCAGGUUGACCCAUAUACACGUACAUGUAGAUGUAGAUUUUUUGUUAAGGACGGGAAUACUUUGUGUAUAUAUUUUGUAUUGAUUAGAAUCUGAAAGUUAAAAAACUGCAACAGUUCAACUUGAGAUAUUAGGCGCACUUGUUUCGACCGUCCAACUUCUCAUGCACGUCGUUUAUUAAUUUAGUUAAGAUGUCCAUUGACAUUGAUUUUGUUACAUUUAUUUCUUUCAGAUGUUGUGUGACAUGUUAAUCUGAAUUUGAUGUCCUACUUUUUAUAUUAAAGGCACUAGUAUUGCAAUGGGUGAUUUGCUGCCGAAUUUAACACUUUGAAAGGUGUUUCCACCAAAGGCAAUUUCGUGUGGAUUUACAGAUUUGUUAUGGUUUAACUGUAAAUAUUA